Molecule: messenger RNA, 5038 nt
Organism: Uloborus diversus
Lineage: Eukaryota; Metazoa; Arthropoda; Arachnida; Araneae; Uloboridae
Product: protein argonaute-4-like
Molecular function (GO): protein binding; RNA binding
Source: RefSeq, a predicted model, not a curated record
CUUGAGAUAGAUGUAGGCUUGAAGGUCUUGUCUUUAAAACUGCAGGAACUAUUCCAUCUUUUAUGAGUUAUUUUUAAGUUUCUGUACAAUGCCACCUAAAAGAGGAAGAGGAAGAGGGAGAGGAGAGCCCCCAAGUCGGGAUACCCAGCCACAGUAUUCUCGAGAGGCAAGGGAAGAAAGAUCUCUCCCAUCCAGAGGAAGAGGAGUUCCUCCUCAUAUGCAAGCUCCUCCAGCAUUUUCUCAAUCUCCAAUGCAAAGACCUGUGCGUGAGCCGCAUAGGGAACAACCGAUUCAAGAAGUUCGGGAAGUAAGACCUAAACCUCGUGUUGUGCAACCAGAGGAACUCGGGUUAGAGCUGAAAUACAAAUUGGCACUUGACACUCCAUUGCCACGAAGACCAAGUGAAGGAAAACUAGGGAGAAAAAUUAGGUUAAUUUCCAAUUGUUAUUCUAUCAAUAUUCCUAGUGGGUAUGUCUAUCACUAUGACGUAGAAAUUAACAGCAAAAAGAGAGAUGUUAGAUCGGAAGCAGAGCGAGAAGGAGGCGCAGCAAGUGCUCCUGUUGUGCCAGUUUCUAAAGAUAAAAAGUAUCGGUGUUUGAGUACGAAACUCAAUAGAGAAGUGAUGAAAUUGAUGUUACAGACCAAUGUGAAUUUUCGUGGAAUGUUUCCUGCAUAUGAUGGUCGCAAAAAUCUUUACACACGUCAUGAACUAAAAUGUAGAUCAUUUCCUUUAAAAUGUGAAGUUCAACUUAUUGAUGAGGAAACUAUCAACCCAGAUGAUCCUAGACCUCCCAGAGCUGACAUAUUUGAAGUUCUUGUCAAACCUGUUAAAAAAAGAGACACUGAUUCUUGUGCAAUCAAUUUGGAUUCACUUCAUGCACUCUUUGAAGGAAGAGUGACGACAGUUCCUCAAGAAGCAGUCAUGGCUGUUGAAACAAUAUUCCGCCAUUCUCCAUGCAUGAAAUAUGUGCCUGUAGGUCGAUCAUUUUUUUAUCCCCCGCCUCCGCAAGAUUUGCAUCCUCUUGGAGGUGGAAGAGAAAUAUGGUUUGGAUAUCAUCAGAGUUUGCGCUUGGGUCAGUGGAAACCAAUGGUAAAUUUGGAUAUCACAGCAACAACUUUUUAUGAAAAGGGCCCUGUUGUAAAAUUUAUUGCUGCUAUUCUGAAUACUACAGUUGAAAAUUUGCGUCAAAAGACUCACUUGACAGACAUGGAAAUCAGACGGCUGACAAGUGAGCUAAAAAAUAUGCGAAUUGAAACAAACCACUUGCAAAGAUACAGACGGAAAUACAGGAUAAUAAGAUUGACCAGGGAUAGUGCUCGGAGAUUAGAGUUUACCCUUACUGUCAAUGGUACAGAAAGAAGAAUGACUGUAUCGGAUUAUUUUAAGAUGCAGUAUAAUAUUGUUUUGCAGUUUCCGCAACUUCCUUGCUUGCAAGUAAAUCCGGAGGCUAAACGAGUAUACCUACCAAUAGAGGUCUGUGAUAUAAUUGAAGGACAGCAUUGUAAAAAAAAAUUAGAAGAGAGACAAAAUGCCGAGAUGAUAAGAUUUACAGCUCGUAAACCUCAAGACAGGUUCCAUGAAAUUGAGAACAUAGUGAGAAGAUCUGAUUAUGGCAGAGAUGCAUAUUUGAAAGAAUUCGGAAUAAAGGUUGACCCUCGACCUUUAUCCCUGGAGGGCAGAGUCAUUGAAUCACCAAGUGUAAGAUACCUUCAUGAGCAAAUUAUUAAACCAAGAGAUGGCUCUUGGGACAUGAGAGACAAACAGUUUUUUCGCCCAGCAGAAGUUGAAUCUUGGGCUCUUAUAAGUUUCGCUAAUGAAAGAUUUUGUGGCAGACAGGCUCUGAAUAAAUUUGCUGGGUUGUUAUGUAAUAUUGCUAAGGAAACAGGCAUUGAGAUCAACCGCCCGGCUGUAAUAGAUAUCAUAGAUUUCCGAAGGGUAAAAGUUUCAAAUGUGCUUAGUUCAAUGAAGCAAAAAUACAAAGUGGAUUUAGUUGUAGUGGUGGUGCCCGGAAACAACAAAUCUGUGUACGGGGAAGUUAAACAAGCUGCAGAAACCAUGCUAGGUUUGACCACACAGUGUAUUAGAGAUGAGAGUGUUGUUAAGAAGUGUAAUCCACCUUUAGUUAGUAAUUUGUGCCAGAAAUUAAUGCUAAAAUGGGGUGGUGUGAAUAACACUCUGAUGCCUGGAGAGAAACCAGCUAUAUUAAGCAGACCUGUAAUUAUUAUAGGUGCAGAUGUUACACAUCCUAGUCCCUCACAGGAUAUUAAGCCAUCCAUAGCAGCUGCUGUUGGAAGCCUUGAUGCGCAUCCAUCACGUUAUGCGGUUUCUACUCGAGCUCAAACUAAUAUUGAUGAAAAUAAGCAAGCUAUCGAAAUAAUUCUUGAUCUUACUACUAUGGUGAUUGAUUUGUUAAAAGCAUUUUUCAGACACACUAAUGGCAAAAAGCCGGAAAAGAUAAUAUUUUACAGAGAUGGCGUGAGUGAAGGUCAGUUUGAAAAAGUCAAGGAACACGAGGUGAGGUGCAUAAGGGAAGCUUGCAAAAGACUAAAUGAAGAUUAUGAACCUGGCAUCACAUUUAUUGUUGUUCAGAAGCGUCAUCAUACUAGAUUUAUGCCUCAGGAUAAUAGAGAAGGUGUUGGUAAAAUGAAGAACAUUCCUCCAGGAACAACUGUAGACAACACUGUUACUCAUCCCUUAAAUUUUGAUUUUUUCCUCUGCAGUCAUUUUGGUUUGCAAGGUACCAGCAGACCAAGUCAUUACACUGUUAUAGAAGAUGACAACGACAUGACAGCUGAUGACUUGCAAAAACUGACAUUCUACUUGUGUCACACUUUUGCCCGUUGCACAAAGAGCAUAUCGACGCCAGCACCAGUUCAGUAUGCGCAUCUCGCUGCAUUUCGUGCCCGCCAGCAUAUGAUUUCUCAAAUAGAAGAGUCUACCACGAGCAGUGAUUCUUCAAUUUCAGCUUUCCAUCCUCUGCCCGAUGCUGUCCUAGAUGCUAUAAAGGUGGUUGAUGUGAUGAAGAGUACUAUGUACUUUGUGUAAAAAUGUCAUGUCUGAAAUUUUUAAUACAUAUCUGAAGUUUGAACUCAGUGUGUAUUUCAUUUAGCCUAUAUUUGAUAUUCUGUGAAAAGAAAUUUUUAUGUCGAAGACAGGAACGAUGCUCUGUUUACUCAAUUGAAUUUAUGUUUUCUUUUUCGAAACCAGAAACUUUUGACUUCAUUAUUUUCAAAAUAAAAGUUUUAACUGAUUUACAUUAAGUAUUUUCAUUGUCAUAGCAAUAUUUAUCAUAACUUCCAUGUAAAUAUUGUUUUGAAACAUAAUACAGAAUAUGCAACUGUCUUAUUAAUGAAACCGAGAAAUUGUUAAAAAAUAACAUUUUGAAGUAUUAUUUCAUACAAAUAUUAGACUGUUAAACAUUUCUAUUUUGACAAAAAGUGAAAUCAAAAAAAUAUUUUGUAUUAUGUUCAUCAACUGUAUUUUAAAACAAAUUAAAAUAUAAAUUUGUAUGCCUAGUGAUGGUUAUCUAUCACAAUUCAGUGUUUCUAAAAAAAAAAAAAAAUCUUGAUUUAAUAGAAAACAUACUUCUAAUUCGUUUGCAGAGAGAAUGGUUCUAUUUUCAUGUAAAUGUGUGCUAAAAAUUUCUUUUGAUGUGAUUUUGUCUUUUAAACACUUUUCAUAACGAAUUGUUUUGAUACAUUUGAAAUUACUUAUUCAAUUUUUUAAAUGCUAUUAAAAAUUUCUUGUUGCAUUUACCAGUUCUUCAAGCGUUUUCUAUUUAAAUAAAGUAUUUGUAGGGGGGGGGGAGAUGCGUGAUGCAUCUAUAGUUUGCUUGGUAUGGUUCAAUAAGAAAGCAAUGUUAAACUCAUGUUUCUUGCAAAGGUUUUUUAUGUUUGAAAAUUCGUUAAAAAAAAUUUUCAAUUCGUUUUUUGGUAGCACAUUUAACUUAUUUUGUCUGUUCAAGUGCUCAGAUUUCAAGUAAAUUGUAUGUAUCCAGAAAUUUUGUUUUCGUCUUGUAAUUAAAUUUUUUUAAAGGGGGGUUUUAGAGACUGAUGGUAACACCUUUUUUUCUGAUGGACAUUAUGAGACUUUUCUCAAUUUAGGCUUUGUCUCUUGAUACGAUACUUAAAAACAUUUUAGUCACAUUGUUGAAGUAAAAAUGAAAAAAGGCAAGAAUAUUUUAAUAUACAUAAUGAGAAUAAGUAUAAUAAGUGAUUCGAUUGGUAUUUUUAAAGCAAAACAGUAAUCAUUUUGUAGCAUUGAAUGCAAGAAGAACUUUUCCCUCGGAUUACUGUAUGUUUGGCUGAAUUUAAUGAUACGAUUGAAACCACAAAAUGUAACUUGGAUGAUUUUUAAAAAAAAUGUUAAAAACAUGGUAACUCACUGACAAUGAAAGUAACAAGUCAGUUGCCAUACUUCUACCAAGUUUUUUAAAAUUGUCUAAAGUAUAUUUUGGUAGCAUUAAAUUUGGAUUGAAAAUAUCAAAAUAACUUCUUUUGCUUUAAAAAUGUCAAGUCUGUUACCAGUGGAAUCGCCCUCAUAAAGAAAAUAGAAUUUUUGUUGCAUUUCUCAUUUAUUCCAAUCUGUAGUGUACAGUUAAUCAAAAGUUCCUAAUGAGUUUUAUUGAAAUGGAAUAUUUUUUUUUCUCUAAAAUUAAGUUAAUUUUGUGUAUUAAAAUAUUAUAUUAACUGCAAGGGCAUCUUUUAAACUUUGUUGUUAGAGACUUGUGGGUCUACUACUGUUUUAUUUCUGUGUACAAAAUAUAAAUUUUAAUGUGUAAUCAAAACAACUGUUGUGCCUUUUAUCAUAUUUAGAGGUGUAAUAUAAGAACUAAAAUUUGUUUUAUAAAUGCUGUAUUUUGGUUCUUAUGUUUUAAAAAGAUGUUAUAUUGUCGUGUGUCUUGCGUUAGUUGUACUUGUAUUCCUUAUUUAAUUCUCAUUUUUUAUAUUCUAAUUUCCUAAUACUAGUGCAAAAUACAUCUUAUGCUGUUGAAACAUUUUGCUUGAAAACCAAUAAAUGAAUAUUAUUCUACUGAAA